Etheostoma cragini (Arkansas darter) is the source of this 917-nucleotide messenger RNA. RefSeq names its product lipocalin-like. The transcript has 6 exons. Gene Ontology annotation, molecular function: small molecule binding. The coding region runs from base 178 to 729 and encodes 183 amino acids. Lineage: Eukaryota; Metazoa; Chordata; Actinopteri; Perciformes; Percidae. The record is from RefSeq and is a predicted model, not a curated record.
CACAGCAAUUUGCAUGGCAGCGAGUGAAAGCCCAAAACGUUUUGUAAUGCAAAAGAUAGCAGUGGGAGGGCGGGAGCGGGACUCUGCAGGAUAUAAGGAGCUCCACUUGCCUUUUUCUUUAACUCUUCCUGAUACUUCACUAGCUGCUGGAGAAGACCAGAACACAAAGGAGAAGCCAUGAGGAACACAGUGCUGAGGAUGCUGGCCGCCCUGAUGUGUGUGCUGGCCGCCUGCGCCGAUGUCCCACCUGUGCAAGACUUUGACCUGCAGAAGAUGGCAGGCAAGUGGUACGUGGUUGGCUUUGCCACUAACGCUCCGUGGUUUGUGAACCACAAAGAUGGGAUGAAGAUGGGCACUGCCGUUAUAGUGCCAACUGCUGAAGGAGACCUUGACCUCUCUUAUGCCAACCUGAAUGCUGAUGGUAGCUGCUGGAGAAUGACUCACCUGGCUAACAAAUCCGACACUCCAGGACGCUUCACCUUCCACAGCCAGGUUUGGAACAAUGACAACGACAUGCGCAUUGUUAACGUUCAGUACGAUGACUACGCUGUGGUCCACACUAUCAAGACAAAGAACGGAGUGUCUGAGGUCCUCAACAAGCUUUACAGUCGCACUAAUGAGCCCAGUGCUGUCCUGCAGCAGAAGUUCACACAGUUCUCCCUGGAGACUGGCGUCCUCCCUGAAAACAUUGUCAUUUUUCCUAAAAAUGCUGAGUGUCCUGAGGUCUGAAGAGUCCCCUGCUUCCUUCCACCCUUCAUCUCUCGCUCUGUGCCAGGCUUUCAUCUCAGAAGAGUCUUCCUUCACCUUCAUCACUGUGAUGUCUGCGUCAUCACAAAGCUACACCUGACACAAGGAAAUUUAAGCAUUUACCCUGCUGCAUACCAAAACUUUAAUCCUGAUCCUAGUUCAGGCCUCAU